AAGAAACGAGAAACUCCCAAGAUAAUAAAGAAGAAAAAAGGAGCUGCUGUGACUCUAGUUUAGUUUGUAUUAUUUAGUUUUGAACAUAAAUCUAGAUUUGAGGAUGAGGGCGCAGAUCCAAAAAGUUCCUCAGAUCGUGGAGCUGCUGAAAAAGAAGUCUGUGGGGCUGCAGCACUUCAAACCCACAUCCUCAGUGUGCGUCCUGGAGGAGAAGGAUGCUGUGGAGGCUGUGCGCUGCCCGCACGCUGUCUCCAGAGCGCCCAGCCUGGACGCGAUCCCGGGACCCACCAACUGGCCUUUUGUGGGCAGUCUGGUUGAUAUCCUGAGGAAAGGCGGUCUGACGAGACAACACGAGGCUCUGGUACCGAAACAAUACUGACAUUUUCUACAAGUUUUCCAAUAUGUUUUCUCGUUAAAUGUUUAAUUCUCUAACAGGAAUAAAAACCUGCCUUAUGUGUUACAUCUGAUUUUUUUUAACGGUGUCAUCUUUCUCUCACAGGUCGACUAUCAUAAGAAGUUCGGGAAGAUUUUCCGGUUGAAACUGGGCUCCUUUGAGUCGGUGCACAUUGGCGCACCUUGCUUGCUGGAGGCGCUCUACAGGCAGGAGGGAAACUACCCUCAGAGGCUGGAGAUCAAACCCUGGACCGCAUACAGAGACAUGAGAGACGAGGCUUACGGACUCCUCAUCCUGUAAGCACGUUUUCCUUUCUUUCUCGAUUUCUAUGGAAAAUGCGCACAGCUCGCCAAAACCAGAGAAAGGGGCUGUGAAGGUUUUUCUGUGAGAGCUGAAGUCUGAUCCAGAGUUUUGGGUUUGCAGGGAGGGAGAGGACUGGCAGAGAGUGAGGAGCGCUUUUCAGCACAAACUCAUGAAGCCCACAGAGAUCGUCAAGCUGGAUCGCAAAAUUAACCAGGUAAGCCUCAUUUAAAGUUAUCGGACUCGAAUAUUCCGAUAUUAUUUUCUUUGACUCAUAGUGUUUGUCCGUGAAUGCAGGUGUUGGGCGACUUCGUCAACAGGAUUGGAAAAAUAAACGUCGAAGGAAAUAUUAAGGACUUGUACUUCGAACUGAAUAAAUGGUCUUUUGAGAGUAAGUACACAAACGCAUUAUCGAUUAAUCGUCUAGAUGUCAUGCCGAUCCUUUAUUAAGUCCGUUAAAUUCCUCAAAUGGUGAAAACAAUCGGUCGCAGGUGUUCAAACCUCUGAGUAGUCUUCCCAAAAUAAGUGAAUUUCUUAAUUGCCUUUCAAAGUAAAAGCAUGGAAAAGAAAGAAAUGUCAUUUUUUGCUUAUAAAAUAACUCAAAAUAGUUACAAAUUGGUUGGUACACUUGUUUGAUUGUAUGUUAUAUUCAUAGUAAAGCUGCUGUGACAGUCUAGUAUAUGCACCAUGCUGUGUAUGUACCCUUUAUUUUGAAACUGUAUUCUUUUUAAUGCAUUUACAAUUAGGCUAAACGACAGGAAUCUAUGGUUGGAAAACGACUAAUUGCCUUUACUCACGUUACAGUUAUGGCUACUUGUUUGUAUGCAUGUACUUUUUGACUAUGCAGUUAGGACUCGUACUAGUAUUCUGCUUAAAGUAUUGUACUUUACUAAUUUUGCACUGAAAUGGUCAAUAAAUGGAAACAUAUAAGCUUUAAAACCAACUGCUAGCAAACAGCUGACUGUAAGAACUCAAAUGUUACCAAGUGAAUUUGUCUUAAUUCUAAUAGUAAUGAAAUGAUAAUUCCAGUUAGCAUAACUAUAGGACGGGUUUGAAUACAAAACUUCAAUUACAAAUUUGUGCUUUUACUUUGACUCGAUUAGAGAGAUGCUAAUUUUGUUCAAACUGAAGUGAGAUGUCAGUAAAGCAGUUGUAUUUUUGACUCUUUGAAAGCGUCUACCUAAUGUGAUUGCGUUCAGCUCAGGUUCUGAUUUCUAAUCUUUGCCUUUUUCGUCAUUCAGCGAUCUGCCUGGUCCUCUACGACAAGAGAUUCGGUCUACUGCAGGAGACAGUCAACGAGGAAGCCAUGGACUUCAUCACAGCUGUGAAAACGGUGAGUGUUUGCUGUUAUUCUGCGUUUCAUGAGGAUCGUUUGAGAGACUGAGUGAGUCCGCAGAAAGUGAUCGCAGUUCAUCAGGUUCAUCAGUGUCACUCUAACACUCUCACUGUAUUUACUGGGCCAAACCAAUACCAUCCACACACAGUCAGGGCAAGAUAAGUGAAGGCUCAUAAAGGUCUCACAGGGCAGUGGGUGCGAGAAGAAAGCCUUGACCAGGAUCGCGUCAAAGAUUUCCAAUAAUGAUGACGAUGAUGAUGAUAGGGUUUUUUUUUUAAUCGUCUGUUUUUUGUCUUCUUCUGCAGAUGAUGAGCACGUUCGGCAUGAUGAUGGUCACGCCUGUGAAAGUGCAUCAGAACCUCAACACCAAAAUAUGGAAGGACCACACUGCAGCAUGGGACCGCAUUUUCAGCACAGGUACAAAACACAGACGCGCAUUUAUUCAGCACUACACAAACACGUAGAUUAAGCUCAUUUUACACAAUUCAGGUUCAGUGUGCCUACACCUCUGCGUGACGUACGGACCAGUUUGAGCUCAGUUCCAGUCAGAGGGUAGAUCGAGGAGAUAAGAGGGGAGGGUGGGUUUGAACUUGGUGCCUCACUGUUGAGUGUUUGUACUUGGCACUCGGGGUAAACGGCGGCCAGAGUUGUAGUAAACCGCAUGACCUAAGAGGGAGAAUUCCGCCAAAUAUUUGUAGUAGAUUGGAGGUUGACGGGAGGAAGAAGAUGAUGCUGGGUGAGCUGUUUAUUUGAAUGUUGCCUGUUACAACCUGUCGGACCCCGAAAACACACAAAAAUCAAAACAAUCUCCUAGGAAAAAGCGCUUGGAAACAGAGUGAGGAAGCUUCAUGACAAAUUUAGACAAACUUAUCACUCUGACUGGGUGUGUUUUGGGGCGUUAUGUGAUUUACACGACGCUCAGCACUCAUGAGGUCACCACUCACAUAAACAUUUAGAGAUCAAACAAGUGCAUCUGAAGCAGCCGUACAGAAAUAGACUCACGGACUCACAACACUGAGAUCAUAUAGAUGUCAUGUCAUGUGAGGACAUUUGGCAGCAAACCUUCAAAUGUUAAAAUAGAAACUUGCUUUAAAUAUUGUGUAGGUAGCCGGCAGCAUAUAAAAUUCAGAGCAUAAAUCAUACGGGGUGUGUACCCAAAGAUGGCGUUAGUGUCGGUGUUGAUAUAGGUGAAGGACGUUUGGGCAUUCAGUCAGGGAGAUAUAUAGCUAAUAUCAUCAGGAUCAGGCAUGGUAUGUCAGUAAUACUGUCAUCACAGCCCUCUGACACCAUCGGUGUUGGGAGUGCCGAAAUACAAAAGUGCCUAAAAGUACUCCCGCUGUAAAGACGAAAGAAAUGUGUUCUUCUUUUGAACCACUGAUGACCCAAACAGCUGCUAAAAUUUAACCUUUACCUCAAUAAGUGACUCUAAUUGUUCAUGAAACAUCAACAUUUAAGAGACUAUUACUUAGAAAAUUGACCAUGUCCUGAUUUUGAUGUGUGCAAUGGGACUCUCUGGUUUGACUUUGGCGCCCCCUCUGGACAAAUCCAGACGAUUAAUCCUUUUGUUGGUGGCAGUCAAACCAGCUACCCCUGCAAUGAAGGCUUUAACAGGAGUCAAUGAGUUCAUGAGUUAUGAGUUAAUCAAUUUUAAAUCGUAAUCAGAUUAUUUUGUUAUGACGAUGCUAAAAAAAAUUUAAAUACUCAAAUCAAUUUUCCUCUCUAUCAUGUUUCGUGCCUCCAGGCCAUUGUAGGCUCCGCAGUUCCCACACACAUCAGUGUAAACUGUAGUUUGGUGAAGUUGUCACUGAAUAAAAAUCUAAAUCGAAAACUCAGAAAAAAAAUCAGAAUUUUAUUGUUGGCCCGAAUCGUUCAGCCCUACUACAAAGUUUAAAAAGGACAGCUUGAGACAAAGAGGAAAGAUCAGAAACACCGACUGCACGAUAGAGUUGAAUCCUAAUCUGUGAAUUCAGAUGUUUGAACUCAUCUUCUGCUCUUGUUUACUCAGCCAAAGUCUACAUUGACAAGAAGAUGAAGAGGAAUGCUGUCAGAGCUCCUGACGACUUGAUCGGCGAGAUCUUACACAACAGCUGUCUCUCUAAGAAGGAGCUGUACGCGUCCAUCGCAGAGCUUCAGGUCGGAGGAGUCGAGACGGUAGGUUACAGCGCAAAGAUGCAUGUUGACUUUAUAGUAAAAAAGUGGCAUUUGUGGGUAAUAUAGUUCAUGUCUAUCAUACUCAGAGAAUAGAUUUUAUGAGCGUCUUCCAAAGAUGACAAGAUUUCAACCACAAACAAGCACCUUUUGUAUCCCAGAUAUCCUGGGCCAAAGUGGUCGUAGCGCCCAAAAGUCAAACACUUCCUCUGAGGCCUCGUCCUCUUUUCCCAUCUUUUUAAAAAUCUUUAUUCUCACAGAUAAACUAUUAGAUCAUGACGUAGCUGCAGUGCGUCAACAACACAAGCUAACUUUUCAAAUGUUUUACCUUUCGCCUAUUUUCCCUCGAGUAGGGAAAGGGGGAAGAAAAAAAAGAAAACUGUCCAGCCUCCAGUGCAAACAGGUGCUGCAGUUACAGUGCUUCAAAGCAGAAAAUGAAUGUGGUGUGGAUGUAACUGAGGAGCCUUUGAGGAACCCAAAACAUUCCUCAGCUCCUUUCAGGACCCCACUGAGGAAUGCACUUAGAGUAGCUGCCUCAAUAAGUGACAUCCCCUCACUGACUCCUUCCCUCUUUUUUCUCUCCCUACCUCUCUCUCUCCCUCUCUCUCCCACCCGGGCUGUGUUUAUGUUUCUCAGACUGCCAACAGUAUGCUGUGGGCUAUUUUCAACCUGUCACGUAACCCUGACGCCCAGAGGAAGUUGCUGGAGGAGAUUAGAGAGGUGGUGCCCCCCGACCAGGACCCGAAUGGAGAGCACAUCAAGAGCAUGCCCUACCUCAAAGCCUGCCUGAAGGAGUCCAUGAGGUACGGUACCGACAGGGACCCGAAAAAUAAAACAGCUACAGAGAGGCUGAGGGAGAAACAGACUAUAAAAUACCUGGCAACAACAAGCAAACAAAAUCGCCGCCAAGAUAUAAAGUUAUGCGACUAGAAAAUUUCAAUCCCCGAGUAUGGUUGCCAUGACGUUAAAAAAGAUGUAUGCUUCUUUAACCAGAUCAAAACAAUAUUCAUUUCACAUGUUAGAAGUUGUGAAUCGAACUUUGGAUUCUAUGAGGAUAGUCUCAUUUUCACAAUCGGCCUCAAGUGGCCAUUCAAGGAACUGCAGCUUUUGACACAGGAACACAAAAACUUUGAAUAAAUCUAGUUAAAGCUCCUGUGAGGAGUUUCUUUGACAUCCGUGAAAUUUUCUGGCACUUAUGAUUGACGAUUUUUACAUUCGAAAUUUUUGUCUGAGGGUGUAAGUGUGAGCCAGGAAGCUAAGAAGUAGCCCCGCUUUAAAGUCCAACAUAAAAUAAUCUCAGUUAAUAAAACAUUUGACUGAUAAAAGUCAAAUAGUCAAGUUUUAAGUUAAGAAAUGAAUGCAGUAUUAGGGAUGAAAUCGAGAACUGGUUCAAAAUGGUUCAAACCAUCAACAUUAUUUACAUUUUAUCUUAACGAUUCCCUGAAUGAGCCAGUCUUCACGAACUAAAACAGAGACUUUGAGGAAAAAGACAUGGUGGAUGGUACGAAAAGUAGGCAGAAAUGAUCUAUAGCAUGGCUUCAUUUUACUAAGAAAGAUGACAACAUAUUUGUGUAGCGUGAACUGAGAUAGAAACCUGUAAAAAACACUGGAAAUUGUGCGCGUAGUAAUGUCCUUUUUUUGGGGAUCCAGAAUAUGGUCACGCUAAUUUGACUCAAUACCAACCAACAUAAAUGUUGUAUGAAUAUUUUUUCCUUUGAUUAUUUUAAGACUCUCACUUAAAAAUUUUGAGUUAACGGUGAAAACCUAUAGUCUACUUUUUUAAAUCAAAGAAAAGCAUUGAUAAGGGAAUCGUUAAAGAAUUGAAUCGAUAAGCAGAAUCGAUAAUGGCACUGAUAUUGAUAAACUCUUACUAAUUCCCGUCCCUAUGCAGCAUUAAAAGAUAUUACACAGCGUACAUUUACCUCUAAAAGUAGAUUUUACUGCAGUUUUCAAACAAAAUCACCCGCCUCAUGAUAAUUUAACUCAGUACCACAGUGAUUAAACUCACACACAUGACUGGCUUUAAAAGGAGCUUCAUGAGAUGAAGAGGCAUGACCAGUAACGACCAGUGGUCCCAGCUUAAAGCGUGCCGUCCAGUCACGUUCAGAUGGCUUCCAGACCCAUAUAUGGUCCACUUUCUCCCUUCUUCUGGUGCAGUCAUACAUGCUAUUUAAGGCUUAUGCCAUAACCACAUCACGCAGGGAAUGUAAAUGACCUCUGACUGGAGAUUAUAUCCCGCCUCAUCUCGGACUGGGAAAAACAUAGAAGUGUGCAUAGCUCCGGUUAAAGAGCUUAGUCGUGUGUGUCAUGCUACACUAUAGCUUCUCUGAGACCGCAGUCACAUACUUUGCUUUUCUCAAACUCUUACAGGUUAUCACCAUCAGUCCCAUUCACCAGCAGGACCCUGGACAAAGACACUGUGUUGGGAGAUUAUGCCAUUCCCAAAGGAGUAAGUGGCUUAGUUCUCAUUGCCAUAAACAUAGCAGAUUACAUUCCUGUAUUUGUUUACAUUUGACUUGUGUCUGAGAGAAGCGUGUUACAAAAACAGGCUCAUGUAACGUGCUAAAUGGAGCGACUGUUAAAAGUAUGAGCGAGUCAGCAAACAGCGUGAAAGAUUGUUUAUCUGAGGAGACAAUUAACUAAACGAAAUGAUCGUGUUCACCUCUACAGACAGUUUUGAUGAUAAACAACCACGCACUGGGCUCAAACGAGGAGUACUUUGACGAUGGGAAACAGUUCAAACCUGAGCGCUGGCUGCGGGAGAACUACACCAUCAACCCCUUCGCCCAUCUUCCCUUCGGCAUCGGAAAGAGGAUGUGCAUCGGCCGACGGCUGGCGGAGCUUCAGCUGCAGCUGGCGAUGUGCUGGGUAAGAGGAGACAAAGAUCGGAUCAGCUCGUAAAUCUGUGUUUGAGACGAAGACUCUUAAAGUUACCAGACGUCAUAUCAUCUCUCUUCAGGUCAUCACUCACUGAUAACUUGAAUCUCCGCUUACCUCUCUUACAGUUGGUCAGAGACUUUGAGAUCGUGGCGACAGAUAAUGAGCCGCUGGACUUGAUCCAUUCAGGACUUCUGGUUCCCAAAAGAGAACUGCCUGUCGCCUUCAUCAAGAGAUAAGGUGAGAAGAAAACUCAGAUCUUGUGUCCUGCAUGUUUGAUUCUUUUCAACAAGUUUGAAACGCUGGUAAUAUUUUUUUCUUGAGGAGGUUAAAUGUUUGUAAAAUAUGAGGAUACUUCCAGCUAAGCUCGGUUUAAUGAAUAGGCAGGGGAUGACAAUAAAAGCAGAUCCAGAACCUCAUCUCGUUUCCAACUGUCAGACUCUUUCCCAUCUUUAAUAACUAACUGCAACUCUAAUGAACAUUAUUUUUUUAGCCCCAAGUCACAGAAGGGUUUUACUUCCAGUGAAGAUGAUUUUUUCAUCAUCAUCAACACUAAUGUUGUCAUAUUCUGGGUUACGAGCCCCCUAGUGGUAGAAACUAUAACCCAUGUAACUAAUUCUGCAGUUAGUUUGAAUUGAAUCGACUCUUAACUGCUGUAUAAAAGCAUCUUCAGACUCAGUAUUCACCUUUUCUUUCUCCUUCUUCUCACAGGCUCCAUAUUCGACUCUUCUGGAUGUGGAGGCAGAAAGAUGAUACCUCUGUUGCCAUGGCCCUGAUAGUCAAGUGACUCCUCGUUAUUGCUGCUCUGUAAAUAGAAAAGAAAAAGACACAGAAAUUACUAAACAUGUAAUCAUGCCAUAAAUACCUCAAACUUAUUUAAAACUAUUACUUAUGACUGUUAAUGACUGACCAAAAUACCCGUUUUUAUGUAUAAAUUGAAUGUUGGACCAAGGCAGCUGUCCUCAAAUCUUAAUGUAAUGUCGUCACUUCAGACAUGUGUGUAAAACUAUUACUUUUCUUGUUUCAUAACUUAUAUAUAUAUAUAUAUUUAGGUCACAUAUGUUUAUUUUUCAUUGUGUAUAUAAAAUAAUAAUAAUAAUAUUGUAAUAUUGUACAUUGUUUGUGUAGAGACAUAUUUUAUUCACAGAAAUAAAGACGUUCAUAAACAGCU
This is a messenger RNA of Xyrichtys novacula (pearly razorfish), 8226 nucleotides long. The record is from the annotation of a GenBank genome assembly. NCBI's taxonomy places the organism in Eukaryota, Metazoa, Chordata, Actinopteri, Labriformes, Labridae.